AUGGGUGAUAUAUUCGCCGGCGCGAAUUAUUUCCACCAACAUGGAAUUUGCCCUAGUUUAAUGAAAAUAAAAAUACUGGCUAAGAAAUACGAUGAAAUGAGGAACAGUUUCGGCAACACGCAAUGUUAUUGCCUAGCGUCUGCUAAGCAGACGAAGAAAGAGAGGGCGAUGAGCGGGGGGGUAAGGCGAGAAAUAGAGUUAAGACUCAAGGAGAAUCCCUUGCAAAUACCCAAAUAUUUUCUUCGGAUUAUAUUACUUGAUCUCAAUCUCUCGAAUUGGACACUUGUAAUGAUUGAUUAUUUGAGUAUACCGUUUGGAGCAUCAUUCGAACACGGGAGUCUUAGCAAUUACGGAAAUCAAAACUGCAAGGAGUACUCUGAACACGCAUCUAACGGCCCAUGUCACCUGCCAUCAGGUUCCUAUCCAAUGAUCACGCUGUUUCACAGUCAACGCCAACACGUUCUAAUUGACGAUGAUCAAUGA
Molecule: messenger RNA, 483 nt
Organism: Paraglomus brasilianum
Lineage: Eukaryota; Fungi; Glomeromycota; Glomeromycetes; Paraglomerales; Paraglomeraceae
Source: the annotation of a GenBank genome assembly